This is a messenger RNA of Medioppia subpectinata, 510 nucleotides long. The record is from the annotation of a GenBank genome assembly. Lineage: Eukaryota; Metazoa; Arthropoda; Arachnida; Sarcoptiformes; Oppiidae.
AAAUUAAAUUAUUUACGCUAAAAAUAAUUAUAAUAAACUAAAAAACUUAAAGUUUAAUUAUUUUCCUAUAAUGAAAUAUACAAUUCUUAUUAUAUCAGUUGCAUUGGUAUUGGCGGCCAAUAUCACCGAUUCUAUUCCAGGGUCCAUCAUUUGGUUUGUUUGGUCCAAACAGUCGCUUCCAGUUCCCAAUCCACGGUCGAGAGCCCUGUAGUCGUCAGGAAAUAGCCAAAAGUGUGGGAAAACUGGAGCAGUUUGUGGACCGAUAUCUGGACCGCGCGAUCGCAUGCGAAAGCCGUCGCAAUGCUAGUGACGUACAGGCGCUCAAAGACAUCCGUACUAACGAUGUGCCCAACUUUUUUGCCACUAUCCGAAUGAAGCUAAACACAACCGUACCCGCAGUUCCCGUUAUAAUCCCUACGAACACCACUAUUAUAACUGGCGGCGCAAAUAUUAAUGCCACCCUUGCCUAAAUUACGUUUAACUAUUUUGUAAGAUUUUACAUGGUGUUGC